This is a messenger RNA of Guillardia theta CCMP2712, 576 nucleotides long. RefSeq lists its product as hypothetical. Bases 1 to 576 code for a protein of 191 amino acids. NCBI's taxonomy places the organism in Eukaryota, Cryptophyceae, Pyrenomonadales, Geminigeraceae. The record is from RefSeq and is a predicted model, not a curated record. The transcript has a single exon.
AUGGACGGCUUCGCAGAUUAUGAGAGCGAUGAGGAGGCACAGGCGCCAGCACCAGCAGCCAUCCAGGACGAGGAGAGUGACGAGGAAGAGGACGAAGAUGCUGGAGCAGGGGAGAACGUAGAGCAGUCCAAGGGGGGGGAGGAGGAGGAGAGCAAGGAGGCGGAGAGCAAGAAGGAGGCAGCCCCCAAAAGGAAACUUCCUUCCGCCUUGGAUGCACUGGCCUCUGGAGGAGCGAAGCCAUCUUUCCUGAACACUGGAGGAGGCGACUUUGAAGUCGAGGAAGUGCAUGUGAAGGACAAGGGUGACUCGAGCGACCGCCAGCAGGAGCAGCCGCAACUGAGCAUCGCUGCUGCUACUCCCUCUUCAAACGACCCUGCAGAGUCAGCAGCUGGUGGGCUCAAGCAGUCAUCAGAUGCCGCGAGGAAGCGCAAGGGAGCAGGGGAUGCUCUUGCAGGGCAGAAGAAGGAUGUGAAAGAGAAAGUCAAGCAGCAACGUGUCCGUGGGCAGACACUUGGAGGCGAAACAAGGCGAUGGAAAUCGGAGGGAGAGAUGUUGCUGAGACAGCAGUUCGACUGA